UAUUGGGCAAAGAAAGGUGACAAACCCACCGAGGAGGGUUCGAUCCUGAGCCGCACCCCGGUUUUCAUUCGGCUGUUACUUCAGCGAGGCAUCUCGUGUGGAGGCAGUACGGUUUCCGGGGGAACACCGUAACCAAGUCUGACUAACCCAGCGUGGGCCCGGUUAAGACAAGGUAGUCUGGGCAGAUCUUGGCUAGGGCCACCGUUUAGGCGGUGUAACAUUAACAUUCCUAUAUAAAAAGACAGAAUAGUUGACGCCGUUCUAAAUUUUUGACUUGACCCACUCUUUAAUGCAUAUAUGGUUGGACCACUAAACAUAAACACCAUUUUCUUCAUUUCAUUCAUUAGUGCCACUAGUGACACUUGAUUAGGUUGUAUCUUAGAUACUUCCCUUUCAUUUCCUACUUCCUUCACCACCCAAAAUACAUUCACUUUAUAUACAAAUACAAUCUUCAUUGUGGCUUAAAAUUUGUAUAAUCCCUCAUAAAGUUAAUAGCUUCUCAUCAUUCUUUAAAUUUGAUUUGGAAGUUAUAAGUUUUUGGUAUGAAGAUAUUCAUGGGGAAGAAUGGUGGGAAAGGAGGAUAUAAGCAUACAUUUGUUACCAAGAUUCUUAUGAAAACAAUGAAACAUUGCAUGUUAGAUAGAUUUCGAUACAUUGAAUUCGAUUUUGAACAUAUGUGGGAGAAGAAAGUGGUACCAAAAGACGUAAAGGAAGGACAGUUUGCAGUUGUUGCGGUUAAGUGUGAGGAACCAAAGAGGUUUGUGGUUGAGUUAAGAUGCUUAACUAACCCUGGUUUCUUGACGUUGUUAAAGAAGGCGGGCGAAGAAUACGGGUUUAAACAUGAUGGUGCCAUUGCGAUCCCUUGUGAACCUCAUGAGUUGCAAAAGAUUUUACUAGAAAUGGAAGAGAAGUAGGUUGAUGUUCAUUUAAAGAUCAUGACUUAUGAUUUAAAUGGUAAAUUACACAUGUAUGUUUUUUAUUCUUUUAAAGGAAAAUUGUAUAUUGAUCUAGUUGUUGCUUCU
Messenger RNA from Helianthus annuus (common sunflower), 1022 nucleotides. RefSeq names its product auxin-responsive protein SAUR50. The record is from RefSeq and is a predicted model, not a curated record. Gene Ontology annotation, biological process: response to auxin. The transcript has a single exon. The coding region runs from base 543 to 914 and encodes 123 amino acids. NCBI's taxonomy places the organism in Eukaryota, Viridiplantae, Streptophyta, Magnoliopsida, Asterales, Asteraceae.